Molecule: messenger RNA, 1218 nt
Organism: Mangifera indica (mango)
Lineage: Eukaryota; Viridiplantae; Streptophyta; Magnoliopsida; Sapindales; Anacardiaceae
Product: transcription factor MYB1R1-like
Exons: 3
Coding region: 240-1088 (282 amino acids)
Biological process (GO): response to auxin; response to ethylene; response to gibberellin
Molecular function (GO): DNA binding
Source: RefSeq, a predicted model, not a curated record
UAAUAAUUAAAUUUAUUAAUUAAUUUUUUAAGUCAAGUUGAUACGACAAGCUGGGUUGACCUAAUUCAAGAAAUUAUUUUUCUCUCUCAGAAAUGCAAUUGCAUGUGCUUUCUGAUUAGCCCAUCUCAUCUAUAAAUACAAGUUACAGCUCUUCACAUCACGCUCUAUAGUACUGCUUUUCACUUUUUUUCUUCCACUUGUGCUGUGUUAUUUGUUUUUUUAUUUUCAGUCGUCGUACGAUGUCGGAUACCAGUGGCUCCGCCCUCAAAGACGGCGGCGAGAUUAUGCUUUUCGGUGUGAGAGUGGUGGUGGACUCCAUGAGGAAGAGUGUGAGCAUGAAUAACUUGUCUCAGUACGUACAGCCUCACGAAAACAACGGUAACAAUAAGGAUGACGUGGCGGCUGCUGGUUAUGCCUCUGCCGACGACGCCGUUCCGAACUCUAGAGCCAGUCGUGAGCGGAAACGAGGAGUGCCGUGGACGGAGGAAGAGCAUAAGCUGUUCUUGUUGGGGUUACAGAAAGUAGGGAGAGGAGAUUGGAGAGGAAUCUCUAGAAACUUCGUUAAGACAAGAACACCAACACAGGUGGCUAGUCAUGCUCAGAAGUACUUUCUUCGCCGGAGCAAUCUCAACCGUCGACGCCGCCGAUCUAGCCUCUUUGAUAUCACUACAGAAUCGGUGGCUGAUAUUUCAAUUGACGAUGAACAAGUUGAUCAGCAAGGCAACAAUCCAUCGGAGACUGUGCAACACCUUGAAACAAACAACUUUGCCAUGAUGCCUCCUCCUGUGCAUGUAGUUUUACCAGUAACGAUUGAGAAUCCGGUGGAAAAUCUGACAGUAGGACGACUCAAUCAAUCAAACAUAAUGGGGACGAACCUGGUCCGUCCAAUUCCUGUAGUUCCAGCUCCUCAGGCUGUAACAAUGUCCGAUCUUAACUUGAAUUUGAAUCUAACGAUGGACCCAUCUCCAUUGUCCCUGAGGCUGUCCUUGCCAUCGGGUCAAAGGGAAUCAUCAUCAAGGCAUUCAGCUUUUCAGGCGAUGCCCACCUUAAGAAAUGGGGAUAACAAUAACAUGAUCAGGGUUGCUUGAGAAGGGAAAUUUGAGUUAGAAGGAAGGUGGGUAAUCAAGGGUGAUGAUGAUGAUGAUAAGAUAAUUAGGUGAGUGUUAUUGAUCCUUUGUUUUUGUACAGAGUAUGAUAAAUGACUAUGAUUUCCUGUUA